Messenger RNA from Malaclemys terrapin pileata, 1930 nucleotides. RefSeq names its product nuclear receptor ROR-beta-like. Gene Ontology annotation, molecular function: RNA polymerase II cis-regulatory region sequence-specific DNA binding; nuclear receptor activity; zinc ion binding. Gene Ontology annotation, biological process: regulation of transcription by RNA polymerase II. The annotation marks the transcript as partial. The transcript is spliced from 9 exons. Gene Ontology annotation, cellular component: nucleus. The record is from RefSeq and is a predicted model, not a curated record. Lineage: Eukaryota; Metazoa; Chordata; Testudines; Emydidae.
UGUUUUGUUCCCCUCCCGGCUGCAGCCCAAAUCGAAGUGAUCCCGUGUAAGAUCUGCGGAGACAAGUCUUCGGGGAUUCACUAUGGUGUCAUCACCUGUGAAGGCUGUAAGGGUUUCUUCCGGAGAAGCCAGCAGAAUAACGCCAGCUACUCCUGCUCGCGCCAGAGGAACUGCCUGAUCGACCGGACCAACCGGAACCGGUGCCAGCACUGCCGCCUGCAGAAAUGUCUGGCGCUGGGCAUGUCGCGUGACGCGGUGAAGUUCGGCCGCAUGUCCAAGAAGCAGCGGGACAGCCUGUAUGCGGAGGUGCAGAAGCACCAGCAGAACCAGGAGCAGAACGGGGUCUCCAAGGACGACUCCGAGGCCCUGGCACGGGUCUACCCCACCAGCGUGAGCAGCGGGGUCUCGGACCUGGACGAUAUCUCCCCACUGUCGGACGGGCUCCUCUUCGACUUCCCCCUCACCCCUGACGGAGGCAGCACCUACUACAACCUCGACCUCCUGACCUCGGCCCAGCCCUCGCCCGACCAGUCCAGCAUGGACGUCAGCGAUGCCAAACUCAUCAAGCAGGAGUCCAUCUACGAGCUGAUGCUGGAGCCCGGCCUCUUUGCCCACGACACCCUGGAAGGCAGCCAGCUUGCCUCGGACAUUUCGAUGCUCGAGAUCGACCGGAUCGCUCAGAACGUGGUCAAGUCCCACCUGGAAACCUGCCAGUACACGACGGAGGAGCUCAAGAGGCUAGCGUGGAUGCUCUACACCCAGGAGGAGAUCAGAAGCUUGCAGAACAAGAGCUGCGAGACCAUGUGGCAGCAGUGCUCCCUGCAGAUCUCCAACGCCAUUCAGUACGUGGUGGAGUUCGCCAAGCGCAUCGACGGCUUCAUGGAGCUCUGCCAGAACGACCAGAUCAUCCUCCUCAAAGCAGGUUGCCUGGAAGUGCUUCUGAUCCGAAUGAUUCGGGCAUUCAACCCUUUAAAUAACACGGUGCUCUUCGAGGGGAAAUACGGUGGCAUGCAGAUGUUCAAGUCGCUUGGCUGUGACGACCUUAUCAAUGCCGUCUUCGAGCUCGGGAGGAACUUGUGCCGGCUACAGCUCUCGGACGAGGAGAUUGCACUGUUCACUGCAGCCGUCCUGCUCUCUCCAGAUCGCCCUUGGCUCACGGAAUCCAAGAAGGUGCAGAAACUCCAGGACAAGAUCUACAUAGCCCUGCAGCACGAGAUCCAGAAGAAACACCCCAGCGAGGAUAAGCUCUCAAAGAUGAUUUCCAAGCUGCCCUUGAUGAAAACCAUCUGCAACCUGCACUUGGACAAGUUGGAGUUUUUCCGGCUCCUGCAUCCGGAGACCGUUAUGAACUUUCCGCCCCUGUACAAGGAAGUAUUCAACUCGGAGCUCCAGUACAGCGACCCACGAGAGAGCUAAGGCUCGGAGCGGCCAGACCCUGUUUCAUUUCCCAAAGUUUGGAGGGAACAGAAACACUGGGGGCCAGGGGAGGUUCAUUUAACUCAAAUAACCAAACCCGAGAGACCCUACGGGGUGAGGUGAUCUGCCCCUCUGCCCCACCUCCUCGCUGUGGUUUGCAAUAGCUCUUGAAUGUAAUGCACCUUGAAGGACAAGUGAACUGACUUUGCCAUACCGGUGAAAUGAAUGUGAAAUCUCCACUCCCUCGAGGAGACGCUCCAUUACCGUACCAACACCUUCCCUUAGUGCAUGAAUCACCAUGGGGCAGACACACGCCCAGGCAACAAAGCAAAGGAGCCCAGCUCCCAGCACUCAUCCCAGGACCAGCCCUUGUUCUCCUCUUGUUUCAUAUGUAUUUGUUUGUUUUAAAUUAAAUAAACACCAGAAAGAUGGAAUGAAAAAGGGGCAAUACAGACUUGGUGGGAUAGGUGGCUAACCAAAAACAGGCAGGGGAUGGGAAGAGAAGUAAAGGCCG